Messenger RNA from Neogale vison (American mink), 2077 nucleotides. It is a transcript of the gene HSD11B1L, whose product is annotated as hydroxysteroid 11-beta dehydrogenase 1 like. NCBI's taxonomy places the organism in Eukaryota, Metazoa, Chordata, Mammalia, Carnivora, Mustelidae. The transcript has 9 exons. Gene Ontology annotation, molecular function: oxidoreductase activity. The record is from RefSeq and is a predicted model, not a curated record. Gene Ontology annotation, cellular component: intracellular membrane-bounded organelle. The coding region runs from base 499 to 1581 and encodes 360 amino acids.
GUCACGUGACCUGGGCCCUACGGGAGGGGGCGCGGUCGGGGGCCCGGCCGAACCGGCCUCUUAGUGAGCCCCGAGGGGUGCGCGCCGGGUUCCCAGGUCCGGAUCCAGUCCCGCUGGACUGCGAGAGAACCUGAGGCCCGAGCGGACGGCCAGCCAGCCAUUCAUCCGCCCCACCGCACCUUGCCCUGAGAGGCUGCUGUGGUCAAGGUUGGAAGAGGGUCAGGUUGCGGGGCUCCACGGGUUUCCCCUGCAACGUGGGGAGAGGUGGGAUGGCUGCCAUGACUGGGGAAGAGCGAGUUCACCUUUCUGAGAGCUGAGAAAGAUUCAUAGACGGUAAUGGUGGAAGAUGAGAUUGGACCGGUGAGCCUGGGCCAGACCCUCGAGGCACUGAGUGAAACGGGGAGGCAAGAUGUAAUUAGGCUGCCUGGCGGAGGGAGAAAACCCUGAAGAGGCCCAGGGAAAGCUGUGUGGUGCCCUGGACCAGGUGGUGGCUGCCAGAUGGAGGAGAGAGGGCAGGGCCGGGAGCAUCUUCAUCAAACAAGGGCCUCGUUGGGGGAAUGGGGAUGGCUGUGGGCCAGGUCCCUGCCCGCCGUCCUCUCUCCCGCUGCAGAACCUACAGACCCAGGGUGGGCCAUGAAGGUUCUGCUUCUCACCGGGCUGGGGGCCCUGUUCUUCUCCUACUACUGGGAUGACAACUUCGACCCUGCUAGCCUCCAGGGAGCCCGAGUGCUGCUGACCGGGGCCAGCGCCGGCGUUGGGGAGGAGCUGGCGUAUCACUACGCCCGCCUGGGCUCCCACCUGGUGCUCACAGCCCACACCGAGGCCCUCCUGCAGAAGCUCUGCACCCCCCCGCCAGGUGGUGGGGAACUGCCGGAAGCUGGGCGCUCCCAAGGUCUUCUUCAUCGCUGCGGACAUGGCCUCCCCGGAGGUGCCCGAGCGCGUGGUGCAGUUUGCGCUGGACAAGCUGGGAGGGCUGGACUACCUCGUGCUGAACCACCUCGGCGCCACCCCGGCAGGCACGCGGUCUCGGAGCGUCCAGGCGACCCGCUGGCUCCUGCAGGUGAACUUCCUGAGUUACGUGCAGCUGACUUCGUUGGCGCUGCCCAGCCUGACGGACAGCAAAGGCUCUCUGGUGGUCGUGUCCUCGCUGCUCGGCCCUGUGCCCACAUCCUUCUCCAGCCCGUACUCGGCGGCCAAGUUCGCGCUGGACGGCUUCUUCGGCUCUCUCCGGCGGGAGCUGGACGUGCAGGACGUGAACGUGGCCAUCACCAUGUGCGUCCUGGGCCUCCGGGAUCGCGCCUCGACCGCCGAGGGAGUCAGGGGCGUCUCGAGGGCCAAGGCGGCCCCAGGGCCCAAGGCAGCCCUGGCGGUGAUCCGCGGUGGCGCCACCCGCGCCCCGGGCGUCUUCUACCCCUGGCGCUUCCACCUGCUCUGUCUGCUGCGGGGAUGGCUGCCGCACCCGAGGGCCUGGUUCAUCCGCCAGGAGCUCAAUGUCUCGGCUGCCGCUGCUGCCUGAGCUCCCGGGGGUGGCCCUCAUCCUUCCAGAGGGGAACCCUCCAUCCAUCCGCCCUGGAGCGGUGACACAAACCGAAACACCUCUGAGCUGGUGGCCGUGGCUCAAGACAGAGUCAUCAAGACAGACAAGGACAAUCGAGAAAAACUACCAGCCCCUGGAAACAGCCCCAGCUGCGGGUGUGCAAGUGCUAAUGGUGGGCCAGGCAGCCAGUCAGCAACUUGGAAAGCGUUACCUCCGUUUUCUGGGCCACCCUCGGUGACACAGUUGCUGCUUCCAUUUUGCAGAUGAGUAAACUAAGGCUCAGAGAGGUGGCGUGACUUGCCUAGACCCCUGAGACCUGGGAACCCUGGGAACCCUGUCCAUCUCCCACUUGGAACCAGGGCAUCUCUGAUCCUCUUUGCACUCGCUCAGCCUUGGAGCGUCCCCCUACCCUUGCCCCAAGCAGGGGACAGCCUUCAAACUGACCACCUGCCCACGGGGUCUAAGGCAGGGAAGGCGGGAAAGAAUGUGUUCUGGGCUGGACCCAGCCUUCUGUUUCAUAAUAAAACCCUUCUUCCUUUA